Harpegnathos saltator (Jerdon's jumping ant) is the source of this 1679-nucleotide messenger RNA. RefSeq names its product alpha-L-fucosidase (gene Fuca). The transcript is spliced from 6 exons. Lineage: Eukaryota; Metazoa; Arthropoda; Insecta; Hymenoptera; Formicidae. Gene Ontology annotation, molecular function: alpha-L-fucosidase activity. The record is from RefSeq and is a predicted model, not a curated record. Gene Ontology annotation, biological process: glycoside catabolic process; fucose metabolic process. Gene Ontology annotation, cellular component: lysosome. The coding region runs from base 208 to 1617 and encodes 469 amino acids.
AAAUUGAACACACCUUCAUUUAAAUCAUCGAUGUCGGCCGUCAUUACAAAAAUGCGCGGCAUCGAUUUAAUCUAAUCUAAAAACAUAAUGAUUUGAACACACGAAAACAAGAGCCUCGUUGGCGGGGUUUGAUGCAGCUGAUGAGAAUAAAAGAUACAUCCGACGGAUAUUGCUUUCAGUACAACUCUGUAUCUGCAUUCUGACAAAAUGAUACUGUUUGCACACAUUUUGUGCAUUGCGUUAAUCUUCUGCGUGUCGGCGGAUAAUUCGUAUCAAGUGAUAACAAAAAAUGAUGAAAGCAAUUUUCUGCUGUCUUCGACGAACGAGAAGUACUUGCCAACUUGGACUAGCCUAGAUAGUCGACCACUACCACCUUGGUUCGAUGAAGCAAAAUUAGGAAUUUUCAUUCACUGGGGUGUGUUCAGUGUGCCUAGCUUUGGCUCUGAAUGGUUUUGGAACAAUUGGAAAGAGGAGACUGGAACUACAAAGUAUCGUGAUUUUAUGAAAGAAAGAUAUCCUCCAAACUUUACUUAUCAAGACUUUGGACGUGACUUUACUGCCGAAUUCUUCAAUGCAACUCAGUGGAGUGAGAUAUUCCAAGCAUCAGGUGCAAAGUAUGUUGUAUUAACUAGCAAACAUCAUGAAGGAUAUACCUUGUGGCCAUCAAAGUAUUCAUUUAGUUGGAAUGCUAUGGAUGUGGGGCCUCGAAGAGAUCUUAUUGGUGAACUGGCAGGUGCUAUUAGAAACAAAACUAGUAUGACAUUUGGCCUGUAUCAUUCCAUGUAUGAAUGGUAUAAUCCUCUUUAUCUGGCGGAUAAGAAAAACCAUUUUACGACAGAUACAUUUGUAACUCAAAAAAUAAUGCCAGAAUUACAUGAGUUAGUAGAAACAUAUAAACCUGAAAUAGUGUGGUCAGAUGGUGAUUGGGAAGCAUCAGAUACCUAUUGGAAAUCAAAGGAGUUUCUAGCAUGGUUGUACAAUGAAAGUCCAGUGAAAGAUACAGUUGUGGUAAAUGACCGAUGGGGCAGCAAUAUACCAUGUCAUCAUGGUGGUUUCUUUACAUGUACAGAUCGUUUUAAUCCUGGAAUCCUUCAAAAACACAAGUGGGAAAAUUGUAUGACUAUCGAUAGAAAGUCUUGGGGAUUUCGUAGAAAUGCAGUUCUAACAGAAUAUUUUACAUUAGAGGAAUUGAUAAAAGAAUUGGUAACCACAGUAAGUUGCGGUGGAAACUUACUGAUGAAUGUUGGGCCAACAAAAGAUGGAAUUAUUUCACCAAUAUUUGAAGAAAGAUUACGUGGAAUGGGUGCUUGGUUAAUGGUCAAUGGAGAGGCUAUUUAUGAUACUAAACCUUGGUCUGUGCAAAAUGAUACCUUAACGGAGGGCGUUUGGUAUACACAAAGUAAAGAUGAAAAACAACUUUAUGCUUCGAUUCUACAAUGGCCAAAUGAUGACAUAUUGCAUUUGGGCUCAUUUAAAAUAUCAGAAAAUUCUCAAAUAUUUUUACUUGGCUAUCCGUCGGCAAUUGAUUGGAAACAAACUGAUGGUAUAUUAACAAUAGAUUUACCUGCUAAAGCGCACAGAAAUCAGCCAGCUUGGGUAUUGAAGUUCGAAAAAUAAAUAUAUGUAAAAGAUAAUAUUUUACAUACACGAAUCAGUUUUUAAAAGAAUAUUUGUCUACU